AUGUCUUUGGAGUCCACGUUACUAGAAAAAAGAGUAACGGAGGCAUUUGAUGUCUUUGACAAUGCCAGAAGUCACGAAGUUGACGUUCGCGAAUUGGUUCCGAUACAACAAACUGUUUCAGGGUGUGUCAUUACUGAGGCGGAGUUGCAGGAAAUACAAGUUGAAGUCGAAGAUGUUGAAAAUAAUUGUGUGCCACAGGCUAGAUUUGUGGAGUUUAGGCCAUCGGAACCGGAAGAUUUGCUAAAAGCUUUUCAAUUGCUGGAUCCUGAAAAUCGUGGGUUCGUAACGAGAGAAUUUAUGGAGAAGGCAAUGAUGGAAAUUGGAGAGCCAUUUUCCAGAAAAGAAAUUGAUGAAAUGAUGGCUAUAGCUUGCGACGCAGCCACAAAUAGAAUCUAUUAUGAGCAUUACAUUCAUUUGCUUAUCUUUUAUAGAAAAAAGUGA
Molecule: messenger RNA, 441 nt
Organism: Orussus abietinus
Lineage: Eukaryota; Metazoa; Arthropoda; Insecta; Hymenoptera; Orussidae
Product: EF-hand calcium-binding domain-containing protein 2-like
Exons: 4
Coding region: 1-441 (146 amino acids)
Molecular function (GO): calcium ion binding
Source: RefSeq, a predicted model, not a curated record